Messenger RNA from Diceros bicornis minor, 5713 nucleotides. It is a transcript of the gene VWA3B, whose product is annotated as von Willebrand factor A domain containing 3B. The record is from RefSeq and is a predicted model, not a curated record. The transcript has 27 exons. NCBI's taxonomy places the organism in Eukaryota, Metazoa, Chordata, Mammalia, Perissodactyla, Rhinocerotidae. Bases 24 to 3917 code for a protein of 1297 amino acids.
GUGAAUUAGAUUCUAGUUCAGAGAUGGAGAUGUCAGGCUCAUUUUCUACCAUCUCUGAGGAGCAGCUGUGGAGGCAAGAGGGAAGGAGCAACACCACAACAGACUUGGUUGAGCAGAGUCUCAUCUCAUCUGAGGAAUGGCUUCAACUGCAUGGGCUUAAGAGCAACAAAUUGACCUUGAAGCAGAUUUUGUCACAGAUUGGAUUCCCACAUUGUGAAGACUAUGUGACUUCUCUGGGGAGACUUGUGGCUUCCCGGUAUGCAGAUGGCCUGUUUCCACGGUUCUACAGAGCAGAAGAUGGCAAAGUAUACAAUUUGACAGCCAAGUCAGAACUUAUCUAUCAGUUUGUGGAACAUUUAACACAAGCUUUGGAGAGCUACAAGCAGCGGAUGGACUGGGUCACUAGCAAAAGCCGACAGAUUUUUGGUGUCAUCUUGGAACAGUGCAUCACCAUAGUGCUGGAUUUUGGCGGCAUGCUGGAGGAGGAGCUUAAUCUGUGCCAAGAUGCUUUAAUAAUGGUCCUCCAGGAGCAGGUGGCUCACAUAGCCAAGUUCAAUAUCAUAUGGAUUUCUCACGAGCCUGUGAAAUGGCAGGAAAAUGCUGCUCCUGUGACAGAACAGUCCAUCGCUGCUGCUGUCCGUUGGGUUGAGGAACUGACUGUUGAGCUGGCUGUGAGUCAGGCUAGCCACCUGGACGCUCUGCUGGAAGCUGGGAAAGACAAAACUAUUGAAUCCAUUUACUACUUUGUGGUGGGGGAUGUUUCUGAGGAAUCCAAGGAGCUUCUCCUUCAGAGAGCUUUGGAGAUCCCAUAUCCUGUCUGCACAGUGUCCUUCAAUGCCAGAGGAGAAGGCACUAUAGCUUUCUUAAAGGAUCUGAGCGCCAAGACCCACGGCAGAUUCCAUGCAUUUGCAGAGAGAACAGAGUGUGUGGAAUUUCCUGCAUUCCCCAUCAAGGAUGGUGACAGUGUAAUUACUUGGAAUUCAAGGAAACUGAAAGGAAAACUCCCUCCAGGAGCUGGGGUCAGAGAGGACGUGUUUCUCAUUUGGAAGGAGAUGGAGGAAGCCUACAGCACACUGGCCCAGAUUCAGAGGCUGGUGGCCGAGCCUCCCAAGUCCGACGUGGCCACGGCAGACCGCGAAUCAGGAGCAACCUCUGCUGAGAGCUACUCAAAUCCAGAGGACACUUGGGACUCCAAGAAGUGGCUACAGAAACAUGGCUUGAAAGCCCGGAGGCUGUCAUUUUAUGACGUCCUUGCUGACUGCUCCUUCCGCCACAUUGAUGGAGUUGUUGAUAUAAAAGCCAAACCAGAGAACGAGUCCGUGCAGACCAGUGCGGAGACCAACAAGAAGACAGUCCAUGCAAAAUACUGCAGUAGAUUUGUCCAUGCUCCCUGGAAGGACGGGAGUUUGGUCCAUGUCUGCAUUACCAAGGAGAAGUACUCACGGUACAGUGAGAGAAUUCGUGCAGUCCUGGCCCGGAUCCAGAGGAGGAUUAAAUGGCUACAGCACGGGAGUCAAAUGCUCUUUGGAAAAGUGUGUAAUGAUUGCGUCUAUGUUCUCAUUGAUACAUCUCACUCAAUGAAGGGAAAACUGGACUUGGUGAAGGACAAGAUCAUCCAGUUUAUACAGGAACAGCUGAAAUAUAAAAGGAAAUUCAAUUUUGUGCAGUUUGAUGCUCAAGCAGUUGCAUGGCAGGAAAAACUUGUUGAAAUCGAUGAAGAUAAUUUGAAAGGGGCUCAGUCCUGGGUCAGAGACAUGAAGAUUGGAAGUUCCACGAACACCCUGAAUGCCCUGCAAAUUGCUUUUGCUGAUAAAGAAACACAAGUAAUCUACCUUUUGACAGAUGGGAGACCUGAUCAGCCACUUGAAAUGGUUAUAGACCAAGUCAAAGUUUUUCAGAAAAUUCCUAUUUACACCAUCUCCUUCAAUUACAAUGAUGAGAUUGCAAAUGGAUUUUUGAAAGAGCUUGCUGCUUUGACUGGAGGAGAGUUCCAUUCUUAUAAUUUUGGCUGCAAGGAUCCCUGUCUUCCAGAGGCUGUUCAGAAUGAAGAUCUGACUCUUUUGAUUAAGGAAAUGGAGCAGGGACGCAGUGACCUGGAGAAGGUGCAAAACCUUUAUUUGGAGUCCUUGAUCAUGGACUGGUGGUACAAUGGAGAAAAGGAAGGGGACAACAAGCAUCAAAAAGAAAUCUGUUCUAUGGUUUCAACCCCCGAAAAAUGUGCAGAACCUCACUCUGAUGUUGAAUCAACAAGAACGUCAUCCCUAAAUAUGUCAAAAGUACCAGGGGACCCGUCAAAUCAAAAGACUCAGAAAAAGAAAGUCCUCCACGCAGAAGCAACCAAAACCAGCCUGCUCAGAAGCCAGAUGUCCUCCCUCAAGAGCUCAGCUUGCAGAGAGAGGAAGGAUGGCCAUUCCCAGUCCAGCAGCUGGAACACUCCGAGUGCCAGAGAAAUGAGCAUCCUCCUGGCAAAUGAAUAUCCAGAUGACAAAGCAUUAGAAAGACUGACUCGAGAAGGGAGCCAGGUUUAUGACCAAGAUUCUUUAGGUAUAUCUUCAGCAAUCUGGCUCAAGACCCAUGGCUUGGUUGCCAAGAAACUCACCAUCAUGGAUGCCUUGUCAGUGGCAGCAGUCCCUCACAGCCCCACCUACGUUCCCAUUCUGGACAAGUAUGUUGUGUCCAAGGUCUUUGAUGAGGUAUUCCCUCUGGCACAUGUGUGCAAUGACACAAAUAAGAUGACGUUAAUUAACCCCCAGGGAGUCAAGCUCAAUAUCUACAAGCAAAAAGUCGAACAGGCAAUUAAGUCCUAUGAAAGGCGCUUGAAUAAAAUUGUUUGGCGAGCACUAUCUCAAGAGGAAAAAGAAAAGUUAGAUGCAAACAAACCAAUCCAGUACUUGGAAAACAAGGCAGCUGUGAACAAGGCAUUAGAACGGUUGAAUUGGCCCAUUUCAUUGAAAGAGUUGUCGAUGCUGGAAAAUGAAAUCCUAGCUGGGAAAAUGUAUGUCCAGCAGGCCGUGGAACUCCAGGAGGCUGCCAAGAAGGAGAAUUAUGUGAGCAGGGCACUAGGAGAGCAACAGAAAUUUCAAGGAAAUCCAACAAAGAAAAUCAAAUCAAAAAAACUGGAUCCCCUCAAAGGCCAGAAGGUUAUUGCAAGAUGUGAUGAAAAUGGCUUUUAUUUUCCAGGGGUUGUGAAGAAGUGUGUGAGCCCCACCCACGCACUGGUGGGCUUCAGGUAUGGAGACACCAAGGUGGUGCCCACCUCCUUCAUCACUCCUGUGGGGGGAGCCAUGCCCUGCCCGCUGCUCCAGGUUGGAGAUUAUGUAUUUGCCAAAAUUGUGAUACCCAACGGAUUUGACUUCUACAUCCCUGCCAUUGUCAUAGCCCUUCCGAAUCAGGAUGUGGGUGAAGACAAAUUCUACACAGUUUUGAAGUGUAACAACCGGAGAGAAUUUUGCCCUCGGAGUGCACUCAUCAAGAUCAGCCAGAAAAAGUAUGCUCUCUCUUGCUCUCAUAUAAAGUCACCCCCAAUGCCGCAGGAUUCAAAAGUGGAGGAUGUGGACAAGAGGAACUCUGCUUUCCUAAUAUGGCCAUUCAAAGAAGUUGACACUGGAGAUUUACGAGAGCAGAGACAGGAGAACCCUAGAAGGAAGAAAAAGAAACCUGCCAGGAGGCUGCCUCUCCAGGAGAUGGUGUCCUUGGACUCGGAGGACUCUUCUCAUGGCAUCAGGUCCCAAGAGUCCUACCCCAAGAAACACCUCAAGCCCAAGGUGGGAGGUGGGGUGGCAUCGUUUAUUUCCGGAACAUCCGAAGUAGCCAGCCACACCAUCGCCGCCACACUUCCACCUCGAGCAGUCCUGCCCUGCCCUCGUAGAGCCACCCAUAGCAGCAGAAGGCUGAGGCCCAUCUCUGAGAAUCCUUAAAGCAGUCUAGUGGCAACUAUGUUUAAGAGAGCCAGCGUUCCUCCAGGGCUGUACAGACCUCAGCCACUCGACGCUGUGGAACUAGCCCCUCUGCUGAGGUAAGGGUGCCCUUUAUUCUACCUGUGACCUCCCUGUUUGUACAAAAGUUAGACUUCUCCAACAUCCCCCACCUGGAUCUCCUACCUGUUUGAGCUUAUCGGUUCUGGCUUUUCCCGACCAUUCAUCAUCCUAUUAUUUUCCCUGUCCUCACAAAACUGUGCUCCAUCUCCUGGUAAACUCUCCAUGCCCAGAAGUUUAAUCUGACAGAUUACUGUCAUAGGAUCUUCAGAUUUUUUGGAAGUCAAUGUAGUUAUAAUCAAGGCCUGCAGUCUUAUUUUAAAUUGAUUACCUCAUCUGAAUUAGGGAUUUUAUCACUUACUGUUAGAACUUAAGAACUUGUCUGAGAUCUGCAAAACUGAGAAGUCCCUAUUUUUUUUGUUUUCUGGAAAUUUUUAUUGAGCCCUCCCUAAUUAUUUUUGUCUAUAGUCUGUUGUAGGUACAUCUAAUUGAGCACGGAACCAGAAUAAAAACUCUUAGGUUGAAAACGUUUCAAAACUCCUGGGUUGUUUAUUUAUUACUGUUUUCUUUGAACACAUCUCAGCAAUUACAUAUAAAAUGACAUAUAUGGCUUCUGUUUGUUAAUUUCUUAGUGAAAUCAGCUUCACUAAUUUCAAAAAUGAAAUAGCUCUCCCAAGUUCUCUUUUUCGAGUCAGUAAUAGCCCCUAGAUAAUAAUAGGGUACAGAUUAUUAAUAAGAAAAAUAUUGGAUGCUUUCUGCAAAUAGAAAAGAUACAGCAGUGUUCUGAUACUUCAGAAAGUUGCAACCUAAUUAAAAGUGGUGCUCAGAGAGGAUAGUGUCAACAUGGUGGUGUAGACGGACUCUGAACUGACCUCUUCCCAUGGACACAACAAAUUUACAACUACUCUUGAACAAUUACUCCUCAGAGAGAGCUGAAAACUUGAUGAAAAGAAUCCCCACAAAAAGGGACAGUCCUGACUGAGUUGGAAGAGGCAGAAAUUCCUGUCUGGAGAGGAAAAAACCACCUUCUGGCUGAGACACUUCACGGCCAGUCAAGAGCAAUCUUAAAGUAUGACGCUUUCCCAGGAAGAGCAGGGGAUCUGAGCAGGGGAACAUUACCACAAUAAGCAGCUUUUGAACUCAGCACAACCAAGACAAAGGUCACAAUAUCUGGCUUUUCUGGCUAUUAACUUCAACAGGGAAUACCCCCAGAAAAGCUAUCGGACAUAAGGGAAAAAAGCCUGCUCUUAAAAGGCCCACGCACAAAUUCAUCCAUUUAGGAGAGCAACCUAAAAUCACCAGAAGAAAAGAUGAGCAGUCCUUUGGUGAAAAUGGACUCACUUGAUAGGCUCUUGGCGCAUCUCAGUGAGAGAUGAGGCCUCCCCAGGCUAGGACCACCUCCCCAGGGGACUGAGACAAUGGCAGCAGCCAUUAUUGUGACCUAGUACAGCUGUGCUGACACAGACACUGGCAAAUGCCAUUGGAGUUUGUCUCAUGGCCUGUUAGCACAGGAGACAGCCUCACCUACUAGAGCACUGAUUUAAUCCACCUCAGCCAGAGCAGGCAGCCCACCCUAGGGACUGGCCACACCCAACAGCAAGCCCUCGGGGAAACUUGUGGGCCCUCAUGGGGGGGGGGUGCCUGGAACCUCUGCAGCCUGGCAAGUGGGUCUGCCUCUGUGGAGCAGGCAAUGUACAAGGUGCAGGCCUGCAUUGGUGGAUUGUGUAGGGCCUCUGCAG